CCCAAGAACACCGCUUGAAAACUAAGCUAGGGUUUCGAUUUCGAAAGAUCCCUCCCUCCCUCUCUCGCUCUCCUUCGCUCUCUUCCCAACUUUCCCACUGUUUCUAGGGUUUUGGAGCUCGAUCUCGAGCCCCCGCUCUCAUGGCGGAGAAGCUCCGGGAUCUCAGCCAGCCGAUUGACGUUGCUCUGCUUGAUAGCACUGUUGCUGCCUUCUAUGGCACCGGAUCGAAGGCCGAGAGACAAGCGGCCGACCAGAUAUUACGGGAGUUGCAGAACAACCCAGACACAUGGUUGCAGGUUGUCCGCAUCUUGCAGAACUCACAGAGCCUGAACACCAAAUUCUUUGCUCUUCAGGUUCUAGAAAGUGUGAUCAAAUAUCGAUGGAAUGCUUUGCCUGUGGAGCAAAGAGAUGGAAUCAAAAACUAUAUUUCUGAUGUUAUUGUGCAGCUUUCAAGUAAUGAAGCAUCUUUUAGGAGUGAGAGGCUCUAUGUAAAUAAGCUCAACAUUAUAUUGGUUCAGGUUUUAAAGCAUGAGUGGCCUGCAAGAUGGCAGAGCUUCAUUCCUGAUCUUGUUUCAGCAGCAAAGAGCAGUGAAACUCUAUGUGAGAAUUGCAUGGCCAUAUUGAAGCUUCUUAGUGAGGAGGUUUUUGAUUUUUCAAGAGGAGAAAUGACUCAACAAAAGAUUAAAGAACUUAAGCACUCAUUAAACAGCGAGUUUCAACUCAUUCAUGAGUUAUGCUUGUUCGUACUAUCAGCAUCUCAAAGGGCAGAGCUUAUACGGGCUACAUUAGCAACAUUACAUGCUUUUUUAUCUUGGAUUCCUCUUGGUUACAUUUUCGAAUCUCCACUGUUGGAGACUCUAUUGAACUUUUUCCCAGUUGCUGCUUAUAGAAAUCUCACACUUCAAUGUUUAACAGAGGUUGCUUCUCUUCAUUUUGGUGACUUCUAUGACCAGAAGUAUGUCAGAAUCUACACGAUUUUCAUGGUCCAGCUGCAGAAUAUUCUCCCAUCCACCACAAAUAUACCUGAUGCGUAUGCUAAUGGUUCAAGUGAUGAGCAGGCAUUUAUCCAAAACCUCGCCCUGUUCUUCACUUCGUUCUUCAAGUAUCAUAUUCAAAUAUUGGAGUCCACUGCUGAGAGUAGAGCUGCAUUGCUCUUGGGUCUUGAAUAUCUGAUAAAUAUUUCGUAUGUCGAUGAUACAGAGGUUUUUAAGGUAUGCCUGGAUUAUUGGAAUUUGCUGGUCCUGCAAUUAUUUGAACCUCACCACAAUUUGGACAAUCCUGCGGCAGCUUCAGGCGUGGUAGCAUCAAUUACUGGAUUGAUGGAUGGUCUUGGUCCUCAACUUUCACAACGCCGACAACUCUAUUCUAGUCCAGUGUCAAAGUUAAGAUUGCUCAUGAUUUCUCGGAUGGCAAAACCUGAGGAGGUCAUUGUUGUUGAAGAUGAAAAUGGAAAUAUUGUCCGUGAAACUAUGAAAGACAAUGAUGUACUAGUCCAGUAUAAGAUAAUGAGGGAGACGCUGAUAUAUUUGACACAUCUUGACCAUGAGGAUACUGAGCAACAGAUGUUGAAGAAAUUAAGUAAGCAAUUGAAUGGAGUUGACUGGAGUUGGAACAACCUAAACACGCUCUGCUGGGCCAUUGGGUCAAUAUCUGGGUCUAUGAUGGAGGAACAGGAAAAUAGAUUUCUAGUGAUGGUAAUUCGUGACUUGUUGAAUCUAUGUGAAAUUACGAAGGGGAAGGAUAAUAAAGCUGUUAUUGCCAGUAAUAUCAUGUAUGUUGUUGGACAGUAUCCAAAGUUUUUAAGGGCUCACUGGAAGUUUCUCAAAACUGUCGUCAAUAAAUUGUUUGAGUUUAUGCAUGAAAAUCAUCCAGGAGUUCAGGACAUGGCAUGUGAUACUUUCCUGAAAAUUGUCCAGAAAUGUAAACGUAAAUUUGUUCUUACACAGCUUGGGGAGAAUGAACCUUUUGUAUCGGAGCUUCUGUCCAGCCUUCCUGUUACCAUUGCGGAUCUUGAGCCCCAUCAGAUUCAUUCAUUUUACGAAUCGGUUGGGCACAUGAUCCAUGCUGAAUCAGAUAGCAUGAAGAGGGAUGAAUAUUUGAAAAGGUUGAUGGACCUUCCUAAUCAGAAAUGGGCAGAGAUAAUCGGACAGGCUGGCAGGAGUGUUGAUGUUUUAAAGGAUCAGGAUAUUAUUAGAACUAUUCUUAAUAUACUGCAGACAAACACUAGUGUUGCUAGUUCUCUUGGGUCAUAUUUCUUCCCACAAAUAUCAUCUAUAUUCUUGGAUAUGCUGACAGUAUACAGAAUGUACAGUGAACUUAUUUCUAGUACUAUAGCGGAAGGGGGGCCAUUUGCUUCCAGAACGUCUUUUGUCAAACUUCUUCGAUCUGUGAAGCGUGAGACUCUUAAACUGAUCGAAACAUUUGUGGACAAGGCUGAAGAUCAACCUCAUAUAGGCAAGCAAUUUGUGCCACCAAUGAUGGACCCUGUUCUUGGUGACUAUGCAAGAAAUCUUCCAGAUGCUAGGGAGUCUGAAGUGUUAUCUCUUUUCGCAACAAUCAUUAAUAAGUAUAAACGUGUAAUGAUGGAUGAAGUCCCCCGCAUUUUUGAAGCUGUUUUUCAAUGUACUCUUGAGAUGAUUACAAAAAAUUUUGAAGAUUACCCUGAGCACCGUCUAAAGUUCUUUUCUUUGCUGCGUGCAAUAGCUACACAUUGUUUUCCUGCUUUAGUCCUGCUGUCAAGUCAGCAAUUGAAACUUGUCAUGGAUUCAAUCAUUUGGGCUUUCCGGCACACUGAAAGAAAUAUCGCUGAGACUGGCCUUAACCUUUUAGUUGAAAUUUUGAAGAAUUUUCAGGUGUCUGAAUUUUGCAAUCAAUUUUAUAGGACUUACUUUGUGACAAUCGAGCAAGAAAUCUUUGCUGUCUUGACAGAUACAUUCCAUAAGCCAGGUUUCAAGCUGCAUGUUCUGGUGCUUCAACAUUUGUUCUGCUUGGUUGAUUCUAAAUCAUUGACAGAGCCCUUGUGGGAUGUUGCUUCUGCCCCAUUACAAUACCCUAGUAAUGCUGAUUUUAUUCGGGAUUAUACCAUUAAAUUAUUGGGAUCAUCAUUUCCAAAUAUGACACCUACGGAGGUUACUCAAUUUGUCGUUGGUCUAUUUCUGUCAAAGAACAACCUGCCUACAUUCAAGGAUCAUAUUCGAGACUUCCUUGUGCAAUCAAAAGAAUUUUCAGCACAGGACAACAAAGAUCUUUAUGCAGAAGAAGCAGCUGCUCAGAGAGAGAAGGAUCGGCAAAGGAUGCUCUCUGUACCGGGGCUUAUCGCACCAAAUGAGUUGCAGGACGAAAUGGUUGAUUCAUAGUGUUUGUGAUCUUGAGAGCAUUUAUCUGAAAUUUUUAACCAACCUCCAUCUUAUAGUCCAAAGGUUGCUUUAACUAAUCAUUUCUAAGAUGUUCAAGUAUUAGGGAUUUCACUGGGAUAGUCAGAUAAGAACCUCUUGCUGCAAGAGCUGUUGAGACUGCUGGUGAUACUAGCGGGCGGGUGUUCUUGUUGGUUGAAGUAGUUGCGGUUCUUGAUUAAGCAUGUAUUAUUAUAUUAUUGUUAUUACUAUCAUUAGGGUUUUAGCUAAUUUUCAGCCGGCAUCUACGGCAGUGUUUAAUAUUUUUUGUGUUGUUUUUCUAUCUAUGGGAUACAUAGAAGAUAAGUAGGUAGUGUGGAGAAAAAAAAAAAAAGUGUAGUUCUUUUAUGACUUUCAGUGUUUUGCUGGCAUGUUUUAUUGUUUUGCCAUGGUUCAGUUUUACUUGUAAAAAAUACAUUACUGAUGAAGUUGAUUCUUUUCUUCCUUGGUUUCCA
This is a messenger RNA of Dioscorea cayenensis subsp. rotundata (Guinea yam), 3847 nucleotides long. RefSeq names its product protein EXPORTIN 1A-like. The record is from RefSeq and is a predicted model, not a curated record. Lineage: Eukaryota; Viridiplantae; Streptophyta; Magnoliopsida; Dioscoreales; Dioscoreaceae. Gene Ontology annotation, cellular component: cytoplasm; nucleus. The coding region runs from base 141 to 3356 and encodes 1071 amino acids. The transcript is spliced from 32 exons. Gene Ontology annotation, molecular function: nuclear export signal receptor activity; small GTPase binding. Gene Ontology annotation, biological process: ribosomal large subunit export from nucleus; ribosomal small subunit export from nucleus; protein export from nucleus.